This is a messenger RNA of Penicillium vulpinum, 1401 nucleotides long. Its product is annotated as aldehyde dehydrogenase family protein. The record is from RefSeq and is a predicted model, not a curated record. The transcript is spliced from 3 exons. NCBI's taxonomy places the organism in Eukaryota, Fungi, Ascomycota, Eurotiomycetes, Eurotiales, Aspergillaceae. Bases 1 to 1401 code for a protein of 466 amino acids. Gene Ontology annotation, molecular function: aldehyde dehydrogenase (NAD+) activity.
AUGUUCUACAAUAUUAUCAACUCGGAGCGCCAGGCCCGAGAUUCUGCGACAGUCACGAGCCCCAGGACCAAUGAAGUUCUCUGGGAGGUGACAGUCGCAAAUGAGACAGACCUUAACGACGCAGUCGAAGCUGCAAGGGUGUCAUUCAAAUCAUGGAAGCUCUUGUCUGUUGAAGAAAGACAGGGGUAUCUACUCAAACUCGCCGAUGAACUAGAACGGCGAAGAGAUGAAAUACAUGUCCCUCUGGCAGCAGAGACUGGAAAAUCCAAACUCCUCGCAAAUAUAGAAAUUGAUGAUACUUUGGCCUUUAUCAGAUUUAAUGCAUCUCAGUCAUUUCCCGAUAAAGUUGAAUACGAAAAUGAUAAACUCAAGAUCGUGUCUAUCCAUCACCCCAUAGGAGUGGUGGGUGCGAUUUGCCCUUGGAAUUUUCCGCUUGUGCUAGCCGCCGGCAAGAUUGCUGCAGCGCUCGUCAUGGGAAAUUGCAUCAUUGUUAAACCGUCGCCAUUCACCCCAUGUGCGACUUUGAAAUUCGCUGAGCUUGCGUCAUCCGUGCUUCCGCGGGGUGUAUUCCAAGCACUCAACGGAGACAACGAUAUCGGAAGGCUCAUUACCAUUCAUCCGGGGAUCGACAAGAUCAGUUUCACCGGAUCCACUGAAACUGGAAAAAAGGUAGCAGAAAGCGCAGCCAAGACUCUGAAACGAGUGACACUCGAACUUGGAGGAAACGAUGCAAGUGUUGUUUGCCCAGACGUCGAUGUCAAAACUGUUGCUGCUAAGGUUGCUGCCGGAUCCUUUUUCCAUUCAGGUCAAAUGUGCGUUGCUACAAAAAGGGUUUAUGUGCAUGAGGCUAUUUUCCAAGAAUUCCGAGACGCAUUUGUGGAGGCAGUCAAAAACAUCACAAUUGACCUUUCUGGUGACCACUCGCCCCUGUUCAGUCCAAUCCAAAAUGAAUUACAGUACAAGUUGGUCAAAGAUCUCAUUGCUGAUUGCAAGGAGAACAACUAUACGUUACUUCGCGGGGGUAACAGCGACGACAAGUACCCAGGGCUCUUCAUCGCACCUGUUGUCGUGGACCAACCACCACCUGAUUCCCUCGUCGUCCAGAUAGAACAGUUUGGUCCUAUCAUUCCACUCAUGAAGUGGUCAACCGAGGAUGAAGUGAUUUCGAGGGUCAAUGGAACAGAUACUGGCUUAGGGGCCUGCGUUUGGGCGAAUGACAUCGGCACUGCAAAGCGAAUUACGCGGAAACUCCAAGUCGGGACCGUGUGGAUCAAUAGUGCCGAGGUCCCCAGCCCACAUGGCUACCUUUCUGGUUGGAAGCAGAGUGGGAUUGGGGGUGAAUGGGGGAACCAGGGUUUGCUGUCGUACUCUCAGACACAAACAGUUCAGCUGUACAAGUAG